CGGAACUUCUGCGACAUGGCGUUGUAGAUGAGAGGGUUAAUGGCGCUGUUGAGGUAGACACAGGUGCGACAGAAAAGCAGAAACCAGAUGUCUAGAUAACCCUCCUGCAGGAAAGAGUUGACCACCACCAGUGUGCGGAUUCAUUUAGGUAACAGCUCGAGCGUGCUAUCCGAAUACACGCGCGUCAUACGCGUCGCACGAGAAGGAGAGCAUAAAAGUGUAUGAUCAGGCUCUGUUUCUCCACUGACACCAGUGAAACCCUCCAUCUCUCCUCCCCUCGCCAUGCAGUGUCGCUUGACUGAGAGGCGCACGGUGCCUGGAGGAGACCGGAGCGCUGCGCGGGGGUGGAGCAGGACGAGCCUCUCCUUUAAUUACCGGAUCGAAACCCCGGGAAUGCCUUCAAGACGCAGCUUGGAGCAGGGUCAUGCUAUAAGACGAAUGAUGAAAUAAAAGUGUUCAAAUGGCCGAUCUUAAAGUCCUCUUCUGUGGUCAAGGCGGUGCACGGUCUGAUCACAGGGACCUCGAACGGUCCAUAAAACAGCAGCAAAGUCAUCACUUAGUGUGCACGGAUGAAAGGUCUCUUUCCAAUGAAGAGUGCUGCCAGGCGUAUGUGGAGGAGAAUAUUAAUGAAGCCAAUAGGCUUUCAGAACCAUGGACAGCGACUCUGCCAAACGGGCGACUUCACAAACUCAAUGAAUGGGGAUUAGAUGAAGAAGUUCACGUAUGUUACGACACAGAAUACGAAACAGCUUUUACCGGUUUGACUGACCACACCGAACAAAAAGAUGUCCAAUUGUUAGCUGAGGAAACCAACUAUGACUGUUGGAGUUCACCCAGAGAUCCCCAAGACGGCGCCCCAGAAUGUUCCCUCUUGUCCGUUGAUGAUUUCAUGGUGGAUUCAUCAGAAAAGUCUGUGGAUUAUGGAUUUAUAGGUGCUGUUACCUUUUUGGUCACUGGAAUAUCAUUGGUUGUCAUCUCUUACACUGUCCCACGUGAUGUCAAAGUGAACCCCGACAGCGUGUCUGCCCGGGAGAUGGAACGGUUGGAGAGAGAGAACGCCCGAGUGGGUGCCCACUUGGAUAGGUGUGUGAUUGCGGGACUCUGCCUCCUCACCCUCGGAGGCGUGGUACUGUCAACCUUGCUUAUGAUUUCCAUGUAUAAAGGCGAGAUGAUCCGAAGACAAGCAUUUGCAUACUCCAAGCAUCAAGCCAGACUGUAUGGCUCGAUGAAUUUUAGAGCCGGAGGAAGUCCGACCGUUGCUCCUUCUCUUUUGUCCCUUGACGAAGAUGAAGUUCCUGUUGAAGUCUUGAGUUGAAAAAAGCUUGGAUUUGAAAACAUAUUCAUAUUGAUUCAUAUUGAACAUAAACAGUGUGUUAUACUGCAUAAAUGUUUUAUCCGGUCAGGUUACAGAUAAACAGAUCGACUACAAAAAAGCAUGUAAAUAUUUAUGUGACUGAAUGACUUUUUUGGGUCAAAUAUUGGAAAGUCAUUUUGAUGGGGCAGAUCAGCUAGAAGUUGUACACUAAAGUAACAGAUACAUAUAGACACUUUAAGCAGUUCUUUGACAGAAAACUAAAUGUUAAGUGUAGGAAAAAAUAACGGGACAAGAAACAUGGAGCUUGACUCAUUCUCAUAAUGUGCUUGUGUAAAUGUGAAGAUUUUUCCGAAGCAUAUGUUCUUGUAAAUAUACAGCAUGCUUUACAAGAGCAGUUGUGUAAGUCUCUUUAUUGGUGUGAUCAUUUUCUUUUGGUGUGAGUUUUGCUUUAUUCAGCAAGAGGGACAUCAUGGGACAUACCACUUACUUGCCAAGUGCACAUUUGUGUUGUACUUUCAAGUCAUUUGUCACAUUGGGAAAGUAAAAACUGUUUUUUUUUUGGCAGUUUACGUCUGUAACAACUGAGCAAAUCACUAUAUAUGCCUGUUUUCCA
Molecule: messenger RNA, 1928 nt
Organism: Triplophysa dalaica
Lineage: Eukaryota; Metazoa; Chordata; Actinopteri; Cypriniformes; Nemacheilidae
Product: transmembrane protein 74
Exons: 3
Coding region: 461-1315 (284 amino acids)
Source: RefSeq, a predicted model, not a curated record